AGUCGUCGAGAGGAACGACGCACUCGAGAGUCGCAUCCUAUUCCGUUUGUUCGUGAGACAAUACCUCGGUCAUCCAUGAAACGACGACCACAGUCUGAACCAAGAGCACCACAACGAAGAGCGCAUCCAAUCGAAGUACACAGGAGUCGAAGUCCGAUGCGUACGUUACCACCGCUGCAAAGAGGCUUAACAUCCGAACGACUUCGAGCGCACGAUAAAGCUUUACAGAAGCUCUACGAUAGACCGACUGCGGCCGUAUUAACUAAAGGAUUACCUAGAGUAAUGGUCUGA
This is a messenger RNA of Anisakis simplex (herring worm), 291 nucleotides long. The record is from the annotation of a GenBank genome assembly. NCBI's taxonomy places the organism in Eukaryota, Metazoa, Nematoda, Chromadorea, Rhabditida, Anisakidae.